Molecule: messenger RNA, 5779 nt
Organism: Petromyzon marinus (sea lamprey)
Lineage: Eukaryota; Metazoa; Chordata; Hyperoartia; Petromyzontiformes; Petromyzontidae
Product: voltage-gated potassium channel KCNC1-like
Biological process (GO): protein homooligomerization; potassium ion transmembrane transport; action potential
Cellular component (GO): presynaptic membrane; neuronal cell body membrane; axon terminus
Molecular function (GO): delayed rectifier potassium channel activity; protein binding
Source: RefSeq, a predicted model, not a curated record
CUCUCGCUCUCUCUCUCUCACGUCUCCUUUUCUCUAGCCUAGCCGAUGCAGAGAGGUGUUCAGCGGUCAGGAAACAGCACACAGAGCGCGCUCCACGCUUAGAUGCGCUCUCUCUCUCUCCAUCGCUCCCAUUCUGGGACUGGAGCAUAGGUCGUUGCAUUGGCUACCUCUCGCUCUCUCCGUCUACGUAGAUUUUUGCCGUCUAUGUGAUAGUACUGGCAGUCAGUCAAUUCGGUCUGUGGAUUUGCGUGUGUUUUUGUUGUUGUCGUUGAUGAUGUUCUAUAUCGGCGCACCUGUGUGUAUGGCAUCGCUAUCUUAAUGCGCGGUCGGGUAUAGCGUGUUGCGAAUGGGGGGGGUGGGGUGGGGGGGAUAACCGAGGAUAAGACAGCAGUUUUUAUUUCCCUGUGUUAUAUAUUACACAAGGGCUGUGGGGGGGGGGAACAACAACCCAUCUUAAUUGUGAACCUUGUCGCAAGGUGUCGAAUUUGGCGUGCGCACGAGCAAAUAAAAUGAGCUGCGAUAUUGUCACCAAGAUGGGAAUUUUAUGAUUUUUUUUAAGAAAAAUUCUCAUUAAUUUUGCGUCUUUAUAUCUUGUUUUCCCUCUCCACCACCCACCCCCCUAUUGUGGCUCAGCAACAGACACAGAAUAAUAUAUAUAUUAAAAAAAAAACCCAGAGAGACUGGAUGUUGUUAUCAGGGCUGUUACAGGGUCCCUGCCCUCUCGGCAGCGCUGAAGCCACGCUGCCGCAUGACGAGGAGGCUUUCCAUUCGCGUCCCGUCUCCUCCGACCGCCGGCGUUCACCGAGAACAUAGCGAGGGAAGGAGGACACGGCAGAGGCGAAGCAGGGGGCUGAAGAGAAGAGAGCUUCCGCUGGAGAGAGGACAUCCGACCAUCAAUCUCCAGCGCCGCGCCUACCCGCGGGCCAGCCACUGACUGAAUUUGCUCGGGCAGCAAAAAACAGGACUCACCACCACCACCACCAUCAUCAUCACCAUCAAUUUAAUUAAGAGCAGCAGCAGCGGCGGCGGCAGCAGCAUCAGCAGUAAAGCAGCCUGGCGAAGACGGCGAGAUCUAGGGCUGGUAAUAAAAUUAAUCAUAAAUUAUAACGUGGAUCGACGCGUCUCCUCUCUGAUCGUCAGCCGCCUCCGCCAUCCAGACGCAUGAUCAGCUCAGUGUGCGUGUCGUCGUUCCGAGGACGCAAGUCCGGCAACAAGCCGCCGUCAAAGACAUGCCUGAAGGGCGAGAUGGCCAAGAGCGAGGACGAGGAGCGGAUAAUCAUCAACGUGGGUGGUAUGCGCCAUGAGACCUACAGGACCACGCUCAAGACCCUGCCGGGCACUCGCCUCUCGUGGCUCACGGAGCCCGACGCCUACAGCAACUUCGACUACGACCCCAAGUGCGACGAGUUCUUCUUCGACAGGCACCCCGGCGUCUUCGCGCACAUCCUCAACUACUACCGCACGGGCAAGCUUCACUGCCCCGCUGACGUGUGCGGACCUUUCUUCGAAGAGGAGCUCGCCUACUGGGGCAUCGAUGAGACGGACGUGGAGGCGUGCUGCUGGAUGACCUACAGGCAACACCGCGACGCCGAGGAGGCCCUCGACAGCUUUGACAAUGCCCCCGACGACGGCGGAGGAGGAGGAGGUGGCGACGGGGACGAGGAGUCCGGCGGCUCGGGCAGCAAGCGCUUCGGUGUCGAUGACCCCAGCGCGGCCGCCAAGUCGAACUGGUGGCGUCGCUGGCAGCCCAAACUGUGGAACCUUUUCGAAGAUCCUUACUCGUCCAAGAACGCCAAGUACGUGGCGCUGGCCUCCCUCCUGUUCAUCCUCAUCUCCAUCACCACCUUCUGCCUGGAGACUCACGAGCACUUCAUCCUGAAGGUCAACCGAACGGAGUUCAUCAAGCAGGGCAACGCGACGGUGGCCGUCAUCGUCAAGGAGGCCAUCACCGAGCCGGCGCUCAUGUACGUCGAGGGCGCGUGCGUGCUGUGGUUCACCUUCGAGUUCUUCAUGCGUGUCUCCUUCUGCCCGGACAAGAAGGAGUUCAUGAGGAGCAUCCUCAACAUCAUUGACUUCGUGGCCAUCCUGCCCUUCUACCUCGAGGUAGGGCUCAGCGGACUCUCGUCCAAGGCCUCCAAGGACGUGCUGGGCUUCCUGCGCGUCGUCCGCUUUGUGCGCAUCCUGCGCAUCUUCAAGCUGACGCGCCACGUCGUGGGCCUGCGCGUGCUGGGCCACACGCUGAGCGCCAGCACCAACGAGUUCCUGCUGCUCAUCAUCUUCCUGGCGCUGGGCGUGCUCAUCUUCGCCACCAUGAUCUUCUAUGCAGAGCGGCUGGGCACCAAGGAGGAGGACAUCAAGAACAACCACUUCUCCAGCAUCCCCAUCGGCUUCUGGUGGGCCGUGGUCACCAUGACCACGCUGGGCUACGGGGACAUGUACCCACAGACGUGGUCGGGCCGCCUCGUCGGCGCCAUGUGCGCCAUCGCCGGCGUGCUCACCAUCGCCAUGCCCGUGCCCGUGAUCGUCAACAACUUCGGCAUGUACUAUUCGCUGGCCAUGGCCAAGCAGAAGCUGCCCAAGAAGAAGAACAAACACAUCCCGCGCUCGGCGCAGAUCGCCGCGGCGGCCGCGGCGGCCGCGGCGGCCGCGGCGGCGGCGGCCGCCCCCGCCUCCGGCGCGUCCCCAAACUACUGCAAGUCGGACCUCAACUCGCCGCGGCCGAGUACGCAUGGGGACAAGUGCCCCCUCGCCGAGGACGAGACCAACGAGAUGAACAACCCAGGUUCCUGGGGUGAGAAAGUGAUUCCAGACCCUUUCAUGGAAGACUGCAGUUGAUGGAGAGAACUUUGCCCCUCUCCACGAAGUGUCAAGCUCAAGAGAAAACGCUGCGGUUAAAUUAUUUGGCCGAUCUCGCUUGGGCUCAUACCUGCUUUGACAGGGCCUGCGCUGGAGCUCGAUGAGCAAGCCCCAACUCAUGACUGUUACUGUAAGUGUAACAUUCAAUCUGUGUUGGAGGUGGUGGUGGCACACGCCCGUGUGGUGGCGAUUUGGAGGUGGGUUUUAGUGGAUCAGCAAGAGCUGGUUAAGUUCGCUGUGCUACGCUGUGAGAUUCCCAACCAAAUAGGGAUUACGAGGUGGCCGAUAGAUGGCAGCACGGAGAGACGAUUGCUGGCUUGUUUGCGAAUGAGAGAGUGUUAACACACACUCAUAUUAAGCGGUAUACUUUGAGUAGCCACGUUCACCAAUACUCAAUACUGUACAUUAAAUAAAACAUUGCUCAAACAUUCCAAUGCAAGACCACCUACCUGUCCCAUUUAGAAACAACGUGCGUUUAUAGUAUUUGGCUGCUAUACAUUUGCACGUGAUAAUCCACUGCAUUGGGCUAUCGUCGGUGGCCAGGUCGCUUCUAAAAAAACAGCUAUAUAGCUGUGGGCCUUACCUGAUAAAAACAAAGUUUCGUUUUAGUUUUUUAGUCCCCCCCCCCCCAGGGUAGAUCCUUCAUUAACCUAUAAAUUAAUCUGGAAUCAGACGUGGCUUAUCCUGCUGCUUCCCCCAGGUAAAUAUCCCAUCAGCAGGUGUCCGUCCAUUAAUACGGUGAAGCUCCUGCUCCUCCUAUCCGUGACUCCUGUUAUCGGAAAUCCUCAUAUAAUCCGUGAAAACGCCUCAAAUCACGGACAAAUAGAUGAUAAUAUUCGUUGUUUUUUUACGUGAAUAAGAAACACUUCACCCCUAGAAGUUCUGCUCGAAGCAAAAGUUAAUCUUGGUAGUGUUAUUGGGGAUUAUUGGUCUUCUAAAAUGUGGUCACAUAUCUAAAAUCAAUCCUUCUAUUCGUUUUUUUCUUGGAUAGGAAUCAUGGUGCCAAAAACGUAUCUCCUUAUCUGCAGAAUACGUUUAUGAAAGAGGAGUGACGGGCCUUACCUGGUAAAAUAAAUAGAAAAUAGUUGAGUUUUUCGUUUAAGUGAAUAUUAAUCCGGAUAAGAGGGUGUCCACUGCACCGAGUGUCACAGGUUCUGUCUGCCCUGUGAUAUAUGUACAGUAUAACCAAAGCCCCAUGUUGCUUUAUUGGAGGCGACUCAAGAUUGUCUCUACUCCUGUAAAUACAAAUAAUUAAAAGUUUGCCGGCACUCAUUCAUGCGCAAUUGUAGGCGACACAUAUAUAAAACAAAUAAUAAACCUUUUGCGUGUGCACAUAGUUGUGAAGCACUUACAAUAGAGGAUGAUCAAAUCAAACGUUUGAAAGCUUUUGAGAAACUGAAGCUGCUUUUAAUUUGGUUUAUUAGCUUAGCAGAUGCCGUUAGGUCGACGGCAUAUAUACAUCACGCGCAGUAUACGUUUAAAUGAGCAAUGGCCAAAUGUGCAAUUUUGUUGAGUGUAUGUAAUGGAUGGCACUUUUGUCUGCAGAUGGAUCUUGCUUCGGGAAAUUCGUGCCGAGCGUGUCCUACAUCGCUAACACUCCCAUUUGUUUCAGAGUCAAGGUGAAACACUGCGUGAAGAAUCCAUCUCCUAUGCUAUGUUGUAUCGUCAGUCCGGCACCCAACAGUUUGCAGACAAGAUUUUGUUUGCAAUUCCAAACACUAAACAUACGUACCAGGAAUGAGUUUCUUCUUUAAAAAAAUGUUUUAUUAGUUUUCCAGAUGACUUACGCCCAAUUGCAUAUACUUUUUUUUGAAUUAUUGGAGUAAUUAAAUUGAUUACUUUAUAGUCUGAAUCACUAUGUACCUAAUCCAAUAAAAGUAUAAUUACUUAAAAUAUAUUAAUUUAGCGUAAGAAACUUUUUUUUAAUAUUUUAAGACUAUUUAUUACCAUGACCCUUAGAUAAUUUUCACGAAGCUAAAAUAUAUUCGUUGCAAUCAUUAAACAUUCCUUAAUUAUAAUUUUCAUUUCAAAUCCGUUUCAUUGCCUUCCAACAAAACAUGUUCCAUCUCACGAUCGUGAGAACGAGGGCACUUUUAAUCCGGGAGUGUCUACUGUCUCGGGACACUUCCCCCCAGGGACCUCCUGCAUUUGGCAUUUUUUUCAAAGUCCUCGUUUGAGUUGUUUCUGCUCUGGAGAACGGGGAGAUCGUCAAUCGAUGUUCGCCGGUUGCCGGGCUGACGAUGCCAUGGAGUCGUGGACUUCCCACUUGACAGAGUGGUCCCACGUGAAGGCGAACAUCUCCCGCUCCACUUCCUUAUUGUAAUAAACGGGAACAUUAUUUCGUGUAGGUGGGAGACCUAUGCAUACCUGUCAAUCCCUUAUCAGUGCCCUACCUUAUUACAGACCAAUUCAGACCUGAUUGGUCACCCCAUGCCCCUUAUAAAUCUCAACGUUCAUCCUACAAAGUACCAUCGCAAGGGAGAAACUCAAACAAAUAGACAAAACAAAAUUGCUCGUAUUCAAACGGCUGUGGACCUGAAAACUCAACUUCCCUGUACAAGAAUACGGGAUAAACCGUAUGGGUUGACAGGUAUGCCGAUGCACCAGGCGGAAAUCGUACCGAUGCAUGGGAGGGAGAUAACUCAAAGUGCAUACAGAAGACUGGUUCACAUGUCUGCUGCUGUUGUUGUACUGCCAUCUGCUGGCCACCGACUCGAAGUGCAGCUGCUUAGCAGGUUUCACAAAUCCCUAUCGCAGCUGUGCGGCUCUGAAAGUGGCUUGCGACGUUUAAAGCUCCGACAAAGAUGAGACAAAGAGCCCCCGUAUAGCCUCAACAGACUGUAGGGGCAAGUGCUGUUAUCGAGCACCUAUGAAGACCGCCAUGGCACACGAGAGGCUGGGUGGCCAGCACCACGCACGGCCG